UCUCUUUACGUACCUAACUCAACUGUGAGAUUGAAACUUUGGCGGGGGAGAGCUAGGGCAGAGCACGGUCCGUCCAGCUGAUCCAAAAUCGGAACGGUUUUUGCUGUUUAGUCCUCGAAAUCUCUCUCGAUUUGCCAUGGAGGUCCCAAUGGAUGAGCUGCCGGCUGUUUUUCUCGAUCCGACCUCACGCGCCACCAGAGGGAAGAGGAUGACUAAGUUACUCGAUGAGGAAAUCGAAGAGGAUGAGAUGUUCUGGAAUCAGGAGGCUCUCAAAGAGGAUGAAGAUGAUGGAAACUAUGAAGCAGAGCCUGAGGUUGCUGAUGAGUUUGAUAGCGAUUUCGACGAAGAUGAGCCAGACCCCGACGAAGGAGCGGAAAACAACGACGCAGAUGAGAGAGUCAGGACGAAGAAGCGGCUGAUAUAUCCGGGAAAGCAAUCGAGCAAGAAAAAGAAGAAGAGAGUUCUGUCGGAACUAAAAUCCAAGGAUGGAACUGAGAAGUCUUCUCAUCCCGAACAACAUCAGGAUGCUCCUGAGGAAGCAGAAGUAGAGAGAACUGUGAGAAAAUCUACGAGAACUUCAGUGGUUGUCCGUCAAGCUGAGAGGGAUGCAAUACGUGCGGCUUUGCAAGCAACCAUGAAGCCAAUUAAGAGAAAAAAGGAAGGCGAGGAGAAGAGGAUGACCCAAGAAGAGAUGCUCUUAGAAGCAGCUCAAACAGAAAUUAUGAACUUGAGAAAUUUGGAGCGUGUUCUAGCAAGGGAGGAAGAAGUUAAGAAAAGAGCAAUUGUACAUAAGGCUGUCUAUACUGGUCCACAAGUACGUUAUUUCUCAAAAGAUGGCCGCUCAUAUCUGGAAUUCAGUAGAGGAUUGUCAUUUCAGUCAGAAAUCUCUACCGCGCCUGUUCCCUACCCUGAGAAAGCUGUCUGUGCUGUUACUGGUUUACCUGCCAAGUACCGUGAUCCAAAGACAGGGCUACCUUAUGCAACAAAAGAAGCUUUUAACAUCCUUCGCCAACGUUUUCUACAGGAAAGUGGUAGGGUCAGAAAAGAGAUGGACCUGGGUGACUUGUACGAUUCACUUUCUGGUAAGGGGUUUGCGGCAAGGCAGAAGAGAUCCGUGGCGUCAAAUAACGUGGAUGUGUCGUACUCUCGAUAUUUUGCACGCUUCCGCAGAAUUCCAGCUCUUGAAAGCGAAUCUUCCGAUUAGGUUCCAUGAUAAUCUGAAGAGUAUCUGUUGAAUCUGAUAUUAUUCUCAUAGGAUACCCUUGCUCAAUGUCUCAUGGUACUCUCGGAAGGCUUUGUUUGCCGUGUGUGAUUUCAUAAAGGGAAGAAAUGUUAUAUGUUUUUGGGCAGAGGCCUAAUCGGUGUGGUACAGAAGAACUAGGAUAUAAAUUACUCGAUGAAAGACGAUAAAAGCUCUAGGGAGAAGUUGCACAAGUAUUUCUCUGCAAUUAUGUUGGCAGUAGGGUUGUAUGGUGCAAGAUUUGAUCGUUCUAGCCGGGUGCCUAUGUCCAACUACUGUUUUGGAAUGAAGAGCCGGUGAGUUGCAACAGACGGAAGCAGUGUUCUAUGUGAUAUAUUGCAGAUGUUGCAUUGCAUUCUACGUCACGUUGAUCAUCUAAAGCUCUAUUUUUUCGGUGUAUUUUGUUGCCGAUGCAGUCAUUUCAUGUUAAUAGUUUGUGUUUUCCAGUUUUGGCCUUCUAUAAAUUUGGUCACUUACACUCGGUU
Molecule: messenger RNA, 1725 nt
Organism: Pyrus x bretschneideri (Chinese white pear)
Lineage: Eukaryota; Viridiplantae; Streptophyta; Magnoliopsida; Rosales; Rosaceae
Product: SWR1 complex subunit 2
Exons: 11
Coding region: 137-1204 (355 amino acids)
Biological process (GO): regulation of DNA-templated transcription; chromatin remodeling
Cellular component (GO): nucleus
Molecular function (GO): ATP-dependent H2AZ histone chaperone activity
Source: RefSeq, a predicted model, not a curated record